AAGAGCAAGACUUUAAUGACAAUAAUAUGAGUGAAUAUCGGCAAUCCAAUGAACCUCAAGUUUGGUCUAAAAAUAAUCAUCUAGAUUAUACUAAUAAUAAUGAUUCAACGCCACCAUUAAAGUUAGAGGGACAAGACUUCAAUGACAAUAAUAUGAGUGAAUAUUGGCAAUCCAAUGAACCUGAAAUUUGGUCUAAAAAUGAUUAUAUUAAUAAUAAUGAUUCAGCGCCACCGCCAUUAAAGCUAGAGGAACAAGACUUCAAUGACAAUGAUUUGAUCAAAAAUGGCCAAACAAACGAGCCUGAAUUUUGGUCUAAUAAUAAUCCUGGUUGUAAUAUACUAGAAAAUCAUCAAACAAAUGAAGCAGAACCGACGGACAAUUUUUAUUGGGAAAACAUUGAAAAGACCGAGAAUUUACAUUUAGCAAAUGAGAACAAACAAAAUCAGCAAACUAAAGACUUAUCAAAAGAAAAUCAUUUUAACAAAGAUUUUGGAUUUCAUGAAAGUAAUAUUAAUGACACAAAAAAUGACGAAUGUCUUAAAAGUGAACCAGGGGAAAGGAAAUUAUCAAUCGACGAUUCAUACAAUCAAAAAAUGCUUAAAUCUUUUACUUCUGGGCCUGAUAAUCCAAUUCAAAUGGAUUACGAACCAAUCGAAAGAAAACUUUGUGAAUUACCUGAAAUAUUAAAAAAUAGACCAUUGACGCAAAUAAUAGUUAAUGUUAAUAUAGACGAAAUAAAAGCAUUUAGCGCAAAUUUUGAUAUUGGUCUAUUAAUGUGGAUUAUUAUUAAAGAUGAUACCGCAAGUCAAGAUGUAAUAAUAUCAGAAAAUAUCCUUGAAUCACUUUUUGAAAUGGAUGCUCAAGAAUUUCGAAGAAUUACUGCAGAGGGUGAAACCAGUCGUAUU
Molecule: messenger RNA, 905 nt
Organism: Entrophospora candida
Lineage: Eukaryota; Fungi; Glomeromycota; Glomeromycetes; Entrophosporales; Entrophosporaceae
Source: the annotation of a GenBank genome assembly